Dovyalis caffra is the source of this 322-nucleotide messenger RNA. Lineage: Eukaryota; Viridiplantae; Streptophyta; Magnoliopsida; Malpighiales; Salicaceae. The record is from the annotation of a GenBank genome assembly.
AUGGCAAAAGAUACUUCUUUGACUUUCCAGGGAAACAAACACACCAGGAAGUUGAAGAAAAACAGAGGAGUCAAUGAAAACCCACAUAAAAAAGAACCUAAAGUUUUACAUGGUAUGGAAAAAGCAAUUAGAGCCAUAAAAUCUGCCAAAGCACAAACCAGUCCCUUCAAGACCAAGCUGCAGGAAAACGAAUAUGAUCACUUCCAAUUCGAAGAAAUUGCGUUUGCACAAUCAUUCACAGGUUGUGGAGGAAAAAUAUUCGCAUGCAAAGAGAGAAAUAAACAGACAAACACACCAUUGCUCACACCUAGAAUUGUCAAUG